AUGGGUUUGAUGAGCCUCCUGUGGGAUCAACAUCAGCUUUUGAUGCAUCAAUUUUUUUCUCUUCCAUUCGCCUUUUUCUUUUAUUUUCUUUCUAAAUGGGGUUAUCUGUCCUUAAGGUACAGGUACCUGUAUGUGUCAGUAGUUGGAUGUGUCCUGGCAGUUGUCACAAUGGGUGCCUAUAGCUUGCUCCUCUUCACCUCAGCCUUCAUCUUCAUUCUGCUUGUGAACUCUGUGGAUCGCAGCUGUAUCCACACAUGGGUGUUUGGAAUCCAGAUGUUGUGGCAAACCUUUUGGCACCUGCUUAUACAGUACAAGGAAUACUAUCUGUGUGAGCAUGUCAGCAUCAGGUUGUUUCUGGCAGUGUCUGCAUUGAUGUUGCUUACUCAGAGGAUAACCUCAGUGUCCAUGGAUCUCCAAGAGAGAAAAGUUAUGCUUCCUUUAGACACUUUGUUCCAGAGACAAACAUGUGUCAUCCUUCUCCCUCUCAUGAGCUACAUCUUCAGUUUCACCACUUUGCUUGGUGGUCCUUUGUGUUCCUAUGGCCAAUUUAUUUCUUUCAUGGAGGGAAUUCAUGUCAACCCUCCACCAAAUCCACUGGCUGUGGUUUCCCUGAAGCUAUCACAGAUGCUCUUACUGGAGGGUGUAAGGUAUUGUUUAGUGUAUAUGCUGAAACAUAGCGUCUAUGAUCCCUCUAGUUCUGGUCUUUUCUGUGGUGUCCUAUGGGUCUGGGGUCUGGCAGUAGUUUUGAGAAUCCAGUACUACUCUCACUGGAAGAUCAGUGAAUGCCUUAAUAAUGCAGCUGGUCUCGGAUAUUGGGAGACUUUACCUGGGAACUCCCCAAAAUGGAGGGGACUAUCAGAUGGAGACUUCUGGACCAUUGAGGCAUCGAGUCAUGUGUCAGAGUUCGCCCGUCGAUGGAACGCCACAACAGCAUCCUGGCUGCGCAGACUUGUUUAUGUACGGAGCAACCACAUCCCACUGUUCAUGACAUUUGGCUUUUCAUUGUGGUGGCACGGUUUGCACGUAGGUCAUUUUGCCGGGUUUUUCACCUGGGCAGCAACAGUGAAAGCAGACAUUCAGAUACACAGGUACUGCUACCCAAAGCUUUCAUCAACUCUGAGCCAACUGUUAUAUAUAUGUUUAAGCUGGAUAAACACUCAAAUGAUUAUUACUUGUGUUGCUAUAGCAGUGGAGUUACGAAACAUGUCUGCUUUAAAAUUUUUAGCUGCAACACACAUAGGGCUUUUCCCACUUUGUAAUAUAGCACUCUAUACUGUAAUGAAACUGAGUGGGGUACUAGGGUAG
This is a messenger RNA of Sphaeramia orbicularis (orbiculate cardinalfish), 1305 nucleotides long. RefSeq names its product membrane bound O-acyltransferase domain containing 4 (gene mboat4). Gene Ontology annotation, biological process: lipid modification; peptidyl-serine octanoylation. Gene Ontology annotation, molecular function: serine O-acyltransferase activity. The coding region runs from base 1 to 1305 and encodes 434 amino acids. The transcript is spliced from 3 exons. NCBI's taxonomy places the organism in Eukaryota, Metazoa, Chordata, Actinopteri, Kurtiformes, Apogonidae. The record is from RefSeq and is a predicted model, not a curated record. Gene Ontology annotation, cellular component: endoplasmic reticulum membrane.